AUGGACAAUCCAUCUUUUGACGUUCGCGCUGAAUUCCCAUCGAAUCUUCAGCCAAGAGUAUGGCUAAUUACAGCGGGGGACUCACCCCUCGGCAUCUCAGUCGCACGAAAGGUCCUUGCGCAUGGUGAUUAUGCAUUUCUCGGUUUAGCACACACAGCUCUGGACCGCGAUGAACGUCGUCGGGAUGAAUUCAAUGCUUUCCUUGCUGAGGUUCAGGAUCAUCGCGCUGAAGGGUGGGAAAUUCGCAUGAAGGCCGUCCCGCUAGAUAUUCGCACCCUACUGAUCUAUAUCCAAGCUCUCAUCGGCACAGUCGAGGAACUCUCCGCCUCAACUCAAACGCAGAACCUUGUGCGCGAUCAAUUCGAAACCAAUUACUUCGGCCCUCUCAACAUAAUCAAAGCCACUCUUCCCGAUAUGCGAAGAGAGCGAUCCGGCCAUGUGAUGAUCAUAUCAGGAAUUACGGCGCACAUCGGCACCCCGGGACUAGGAAUGUAUUGCGCAGCAGGGUGGGCGCUGGAAGGAUUCUGCGAUAGUCUGGCCUACGAAAUCGCCCCAUUCAACAUCAAACUCACAAUCCUCCAAUGCAGCAUCGAAAUAGGCAUUCUGACAAACCUAGUCACAAGCGUCCCCCCAAUUUUCCCCGCCUACUCACCAGCCAACAACCAAGCACCUCUUUUCCGCGGGAUCCUGAAUCAUCUCGUCCCUCAGCUUCCCAACGCAGCCGCAGCCAGCAACGCGACCACGCCCAGUCGGGCGCACGAUGAAAGUUCCCGAGUUAGUUCCAUUGAGAGCGGUCCGUUCUCUGCCCCUGAGGUUGUCUCCAUGCAUCCACCCUUGAGCUCUGCGCAUCUUGAAGUGUUGGUUUCGGAGACGGUGUUUGCCAUCACUUCUAUUGGGGGACACGCAAAUCCUCCUUCUAGGCAUAUCGUUGGACAGGAAGGUGUUGCUAGUGUUAAGGAGAAGCUUAAGACUGUUAGUGAAGAGCUUGAGGACUUUAUUCAGGCUAGCUUUGCUGUUGAUGUUGCUGCAGACGCGGAUCCUAUGCCUCCUAUAUCUGGCAUGGGUGAAGGGCCUUAG
Penicillium soppii is the source of this 1077-nucleotide messenger RNA. RefSeq names its product short chain dehydrogenase/reductase family protein. NCBI's taxonomy places the organism in Eukaryota, Fungi, Ascomycota, Eurotiomycetes, Eurotiales, Aspergillaceae. The transcript has 4 exons. Bases 1 to 1077 code for a protein of 358 amino acids. The record is from RefSeq and is a predicted model, not a curated record.